AUGGCACUGCGCGCGGCCUCCAGGCUCCGCGCGCUGCAUUCCGCCGUGCUGCACGCCCCGCCUGCCCCCGCCGCCUACCCCCCCGCUCUAUUUCUGCCUCCUGGGGCCUCAGCUCCCGCCCUAGAGGUUCGGGGCUUUGCGUUGCUCGGGGCUAUUUCGCGCGCGGGGCAAGGGCGGAAGGGCAGCCGAGUAGGGGAAGCCGCCGUUACGGCCGAGUCGGGUGGAUGGUUUGUUGCGCGAUCGAACGGCAGUGGCAGCAGCGGCGGCAAGAGCGGCAGUAGGAGUAGCAGCAGAAGUGGUGGCAGCAGAAUUAGCGGCGGCAGCGGGCGGGGCAAACGCGUCGCGGGGCACGGGCGCAGUGGCGGAUGGGCGCAAGGGGGCGGGUCAGACGGGCGCAGCGGAUGGCGGCAGGGCGGGGGGAGGACGGAUUCUGACCGCGCUGACGGGGAGAACAGGGGCGUUCUGCGCGACGGGGGAGGUCUUUCGGCGGAAAAGGAGGGGGAGGUCGCGCGGGGCCCGUCGCUCUCCCGAGGAGUGUGCCCUCCGCGCCCGGAGAGAGGCGGGGCGCUGGAGCGCGCGGAAAGAGGGGAGACAGAGGGUUUAGGGGAAGGAGAGAGCAAAGGGGAGCAGCGGCGCGGGGUUGCGCGCGAGGGGCGCCGGCAGGGGGGCACACGAGUGCAGGGCGGGCGGGCGGAAGGGGGAGCGCGGGGGAGGAGGGGGGGAGGCGAGGGGGAUUUCCACCACUGGUGGGGGCGCAAGGGGAAGGACGCGUGGCAGCGCGGAGUGGGGGAGGGCGCGAUAGAGAAGAUGCAGGAGGCGUGGGAGAAGGGGACGUGGGGCGGGGAGAAGCUGGGCACGUGGGCGCGCAAGAAGCUGCGGCAGGGGUAUGGGUGGCGCGCCAAGGCGGCCGUGAAGGAGUGGGAGGCGAUGGAAGAGCGGUGGCUGCAGGAGGACAGGGCGCGCCUCAUGGCGGAGUUCAACGUGGUGUGGGACGAGCGGCGGGGGGGGGGCGGUGGGGGGGAGCGCAUGGUGGGCGGAGAGGUGGAUGGAGCGGAGGAGAAGAGUGUGUGGGGUGGGGUGGAAGGGGAGGGGAGUGAUGGGGCGGGGAUGGCAGGAGGGGAGGUGGAGGGUGGGGGAGAGGGUGCAGGGGGGGAGAGGGAGAGGAGGGGGGGGAGGCGGAGGAAUAAGGAGUUCCUUCGGUUGACGGAGGGUGGUGCUGGGGAGCAGGUGAGAGGUGAGCGCAUGGACAAGGGUGAUGUGAGUGGGGGCAGAGGCAACAGUAGUAGUGACAGCGACACCAGGGACACUGGCGGAGAGGUAUCGAGUGAUGGCACCGAGGGGAGCAGCCGCACAAGGGAGCGGGUGUACCGACCCGUGGAGAUGGACAGGGCGGCAUUCGUUCGGCAGUUUGUGGUGCCGGGAUUGAGAGUGCCGCCCGCCUCGUGUGGGGCGCUGGUGAAGCAGCUGGCGGCCGCGGGGUGCCUGCUGGACUGGCCUCGCCUCAAGAACGUGGCUCGCGUGCCAGGCGAUGGUGGGGACGAGGUAGAGGAGAGGGGGAAAGGGGGGGAGAACGGGAGGGGGGGCAGGAGAGGGGAAGAGGAGUGCAUGGCACGGGUGGAGGUGGUGGGUGCAGUGGCCUUGCCCCAUGGCCUACCCUGGCACGCCCACCCUCCAUUCUCCCCCCCUCACCAUAGCAGCAGCCCUGGCAGGCAAGCCAGCCGCAUCCUGCUGCUCCGAGAGGACCUUCUGCACUCACCCACUCACAUGCUGCCACCUGUGCUCAAGACCAUCCUUGGCGUGCCAUCAUCCCCUGCUGGGUCGCACAGCGUGGAGCAUACUGCGUGCGCCAUGCGUGCGCAGGAUGAGCAUGAACCAUGUCGCCAGGGUGCUAGCCAGGGACGCGAGGGCGAACGUGACGGCGCACCGAACGGCCAGCGCACGCACGGAGGGAGCAGUGGGGAAGGCGGGAGGGGUGGCGGGGUGGAGGGGGCGGAGCUGGUGGCGUGUGCGGUGACGGUGGGGUACGAGUACUGGACGGCGGACGACAUCCUGCGCCACGUGCUGCCCCCCCACGUGCCCGUGCCCACGUCGUUUGAGAGCGUGGGGCACAUCGCGCACCUCAACCUGCUGGACGUGCACCUGCCGUACAAGCACCUCAUUGCGCAGGUGCUGCUGGACAAGCACAAGCCGCGCAUCCUGUCGGUGGUGAACAAGACAGCGGCCAUCCACGAGGUGUACCGCACCAUGAAGCUGGAGCUGCUGGCGGGCAGCUUCCGCCUCGUCACCACCGCCAGGGAGAGCGGCCUCGCCUUCAAAGUCGACUUCGCCCGCGUGUAUUGGAACUCGCGUCUGGCCACGGAGCGAGCUCGCCUCGUGUCAACCUUCACCUCAGCCGAUGUUGUCUGCGAUGUGUUUGCGGGAGUGGGGCCCAUCGCGGUGGCGGCAGCCAAGCGUGUGAAGCGCGUGUACGCCAACGACCUCAACCCCUCUGCACUCACCUUCCUCGCGCAAAACAUCAUUGCUAACCGUGUGGACGGCAAAGUCGAGAUAUUCAACCUGGACGGCCGUGAUUUCAUCAGGCACCUGCUGUCUCUGCCGCGCCCGGUGCACAUGACACGCAUCGUCAUGAACCUGCCUGCCGACGCCAUCGAGUUCCUCGAUGUUCUCAAGGGUGCAUUUCCUCUGGGCAAGUGGGGCACUCGGACCCCUCCGCCCAUGAUCCACGUGUAUGCGUUCUCCAAGGCCGCUGACCCCGAGCUAGAGCUAUCCCAGCGCAUAGCAGCAGCGCUGGGCCAGCCCGUAACAGGCAUUGACUUCCACAGGGUGCGCCUCGUGGCGCCCUCCAAGUGGAUGCUCUGCUGCUCCUUCCGCCUGCCCCCCGCUGUAGCAUUUGACUCCUGGUGA
Closterium sp. Yama58-4 is the source of this 2904-nucleotide messenger RNA. NCBI's taxonomy places the organism in Eukaryota, Viridiplantae, Streptophyta, Zygnematophyceae, Desmidiales, Closteriaceae. The record is from the annotation of a GenBank genome assembly.